Aegilops tauschii subsp. strangulata is the source of this 2105-nucleotide messenger RNA. Its product is annotated as shugoshin-1. The record is from RefSeq and is a predicted model, not a curated record. Gene Ontology annotation, cellular component: nucleus; chromosome, centromeric region. Gene Ontology annotation, biological process: meiotic sister chromatid segregation; maintenance of meiotic sister chromatid cohesion. Lineage: Eukaryota; Viridiplantae; Streptophyta; Magnoliopsida; Poales; Poaceae.
CGCUCCUCUCCCCCCCAAAUCCAGCCGGAAUCCGGCGCGCCUCCCUCCCACGCUGCUCCCCGCGCGGCCGCGGCGGCCGCGGUCGCCGUCCGUCUGACCUCCCCGCGCCCUCGCCGGCGGGCAGCUCCCCGCUCCUCCCCGCCCCGCGCUCAGCUUCUGGUCCCGCCCCCGCGCGCCCCCCUCCAUGGCCGCCGCCACCGGGGCGCCGCUCGGCCUGAACCCGAGGCCGAAGCCGAACCCUAGCGCCAACUGCCGGUCGGGGGGGAAGCCCGCCGCGCUGGCCGACAUCACCAACACCGGGAGGCCCGGCCCUCCCAGGCACACCAUGGCCGACGUCCUCAAGGAGAACGCCAAGUUGGCUCAGCUGGUCGCCCAGAAAACCAAGAUCAUUGAGCUCAGCGGCGUUGAGAUUAACAAGCUCCGUGCUGCGCUGCACAGCACGCAUCAGCAGAACCUGCACCUCGCGCAGGCUCAUUCUCAGAUCACCGCGGAACUAAAUCAGGCAAAAGAUCGAGUAAAGGUACUGCAGCAUGAGCUUUCAUGCGCAACAGCAGUGCUUAAAGUAAAGACUUCGGGAAUUGAGCGAAAGAGUACGACUGCUGAUAACCAACUGCAAACAGAAAUAACUUCACAGGUAGCCGGCACAAUCCUCAAAAUAAAUGGCUCUUUGUGUUCAUCUAUAAUUCUAAGAUUCUUCCUCUCUCAUUUAAUUCAGGAGUUAAAAGCCGCACCUUCGAAAUUUGCACCAAUCGAAGCUCAUCAAGCUGAUAAUAAGGGCACCAGUGCUAAUGUGCACCAUUCAGUCGAGACACAAUCCUCUGUGCCAUUUAAUACAGACCAACCAGAAGCACCGCCAGAUAAAACGAAUAAAAGAACAUCAGUGAAUACGCGCACAAGUAAGCGAAAGUCAGAAUCAUGUGAAGGUAUAAAAGAGACCAACACAUGUCAACAGAGCCACAUACUUGAUGUGCAACCCACUGGAUCAUUGCAUCAUGAGGAUCAGAGAAACACAGGACGAAGAAGAUCUUCUAGACUAAACCCAGGGUCUUGUGAGAUGGCAGAAGCAUCUUGUGAGAUCUUGCAUACAGACACUGCAGUUCCUUCAUCUUGUAGUUUUAGUGUUCCACAACUUGAUGAACCAAAUAAUGGAGAAGACAUGCGGAAGGCAGCACAAGAUGAACUGUUAUGCAACACAGCAGUGCAUAUAAAGGCUUCAGUACUCAAGAAGGACGAGAUAAAUAAGCAUAUAAAGAAAGAAGCAAAUGUGCAGGAGGAGAUAACACAUUCUGUGGUUCAUAGAAUUGAGGACCCUGAGGCACAUCAAAUUGACAGUCACGCAACGAAUACGAUCCCAAUCCACCCAGCAGAAACUCAACCAUCUCUGCCAUUUAAUACUCAACAGCCAGAACCACCCAAAGAAAGAGCAAAAAAGAGGGGUGGACACAAACGGAAAUUGGAUUCAUGUGGAGGUCAAAAGGACUCAAACAUAGAGGACACUGAUUGCAAACUUGAUUCUACUUGUAGUGAACCACCGUACCAUGAAGAGACGAGAAAAUCUCCGAGAAGAAAAUCCUCAAGAAAGAACCCAGGAGAAUUUGGUGAGGCCACAAAGGAAAAUCUCGAGACCAAGCAAGAGGAAAUUAUUGCUCCUGUAGUCCCUUCCAGCUCAGAUGUUGUGAUGGAGCAGAGCAAAGAUGAGAAGCAAAGCGACAGCCGUUCCUCGAUGGAACCUUCUGAAGAGCAGGCGGCGGGGAGGUCCUUGGUGCAGGCGACAGGUAGAAGGUCUUCGAUGCGGGCAGCAGCAAAGGCUGUAUGCUACAAGGAGAUACCCGUGAACGUGAAGAUGCGACGACCUUAGCGAACAGCCAGUAACAUUAUGUGAUCGUGUCACUUGCGCUUGCUUUUUGUGGAGUAGAAUAUCAUGUUUGUUGUAUGAUUGUAGAGGUCUGUUGCUUCCCUGCAUGAAAUGUAGUAUCAUGUUAUUUUGCCAUACUGGUGAUGGACUGUACAGCGGUCCCUUUUGUUCCAGAACUGAUCAUAGCCAUUUGUCGUCGACAUGUCUGAAUUACAGUGCCAAUUCCAACAGCUGACCAUUGGUACUAGUA